UUGGGUGGAACGGAGAAGGAGGGAAAGAAAGAGAGACACAUCCCACCAACUGAUGCUGAAUACUUUGACAGUCGGAGUUUUAUAUGAAUGUAGAAUAAAUGUACACGUUUUAGACGCGAGAUAUUUGAAAAAAAUGGAGCGGUAGUCUCUGUCGCAGUCUGUUGGGAAACACCGGAUUGCGGCUCGAUCUGUUGGACCUGGGUGCGGCAGAGGAAACAAAAACAACGCAAUCGAGAAUCAGCAGAACAGAAUAAGAAUAAGCUUGACGUAUCCACAUCGAUCAUCUGUAACACGUACACAAGACUAAAAAAAAAAAACAUGCAGAUGAUUUUUCUGUCUGUUUGCUUUCUGCUUUUGAGAGGGGCCUUUGGUGCAGAAGAGACCGUAUCAGUGAUGGAAGGAGAUUCUGUGACUCUACAAACCAACCUCACUGAAAUACUGAACACAGACACGCUACUUUGGGCGUUUGGGGCUAAAGAAAUUGCUGUUUCUCAAAUAACAAGGAAGGAUGAUUUAACCUCCAUUUACAUAACAGAGGAUGAGAGAUUCAAUGACAGAGUGCUGGUGGAUCAAAAAACUGGAUCGAUCACCAUCAGAAACAUCAGAAUCAAACACUUUGGCAAAUAUAAGCUGACCAUCUCUAGAGAAAAGACUACAACCAAGACAUUUAGAGUUACUGUGUUUGCUGUAGUCAGAGAGACAGAUGGAGUGAAGUCUUUGUCAGUGAUGGAGGGAGAUUCUGUCUCUCUACAGAAGGACUCUACAGAAUUACAGAAGGGUGAUCUGAUAGUGUGGAGGUUUGGAGAUAAAGGCCUCCUCCUAGCUAAACUGGAUGUAGAAACUAACGAGACUUCAUUAAAUGCUGAUGAUGAGAGAUUCAGAGACAGACUGAAGCUGGAUUAUCAGACUGGAUCUCUGACCAUCAGAAAUGCUAGAACCGAACACACUGGACUUUAUGAAAUUCAAAUCAGAGGCCGCGAGAGCAUACAGCAGUUCCUGCUUUCUGUCAGCACCCCCCCUCAACCACGUCUACCUGCAGGUGCCAUAGCUGGAAUAAUUAUUGCUGUUCUGCUGGUGGCUGCAUGUGUAACUGUAAUUAUUGUAUAUUACUAUCGCCGCAAGGUCUCUCGACUAGAACAUAUGGUUGAAGUUAAAGUUAAAGAUAAAGUGAUAGAGAAGGAAGGACGAACUCUCUGUCUAAAGACUGGAAUGGAUCCACAGAAGGAUGAUGAGAUAAAGUGGUGGUUUAACACACAGCUCAUUGCUAAUUUCAGUGGAGAACAGUUUACAUCAAAUGAAGGUGAUCAUGCGAGAUUCAAAGGCAAACUGUCGGCAGCAGACAAGUAUGGAGAUCUCCUCAUCAGGAACAUCAGGAGCAUUCACUCUGGAGUCUAUAAAGUUGAGGCCAAAGGCAAAACCAAGAUAUUCAUCGUUACUGUUGAAGAUAAUGAAGUGCCAGUGGAGGUGGGAGGUACUCUGACUCUUAACCCUGGUGUUAAAACACUGCCAGGUGAUCUGAUUCUGUGGACGAUUGGAGCUGCACAUCAACUCAUUAAAGCUGAAUCAGGAGAGAUCAGUUCUAAUAAUGACAGAUACAGAGGCAGACUGGAGCUGAUCCCUCAGACUGGAGCUUUGACCAUCACAAACAUGACAAAUGAAGACUAUGGAUAUUUUCAUUUACAGAUCAUCAACAAAGAACGGACCCGAUUCAGGAGAUUCAAAGUGAUCGAAAAAACCUCAAGAGGGAAUCAUUCAAAAAAACAAUCUGAAGAGAUGAAACUGCUGCAACAGGGAGCAUCCAGCGACCCCUAGGCUUAAUGUGACAUUUCAGUAACACUUUAAAAUAAUGCUCCAUUAGCUAAUGUUAAUAAUGUCUAAACAAACAACUAGUAAUACCUUUAUAAUGGUAUUUACUCAUCUUUGUUAAUGUUAUUUAUAUGUUAGUUCUUGUUAACUCAUAGUGCAUUAACUAAUGUUUACAAGCACAACAUUGGAUGUUAAUAUUGCAUUAGUUAAUGUUGAACUAUUAUUAAUAAAUGCCAUACAACGUUAUUCAUACUUAGUUAAUGUUAGUAAAUAAAUACAUUACCUAACAAUAACUAAUGAACUAUUAUCCUAAAGUAUUACAGACUUUUCUUUAUUUCCAAUGUGAUCUCUUUCAAUUAUUUUUGCUUACGGACUCUGAGAAGUGAAAGACAAUUGGCAUUUCACACAAACAGCAGAAGGGUCACGUAUGGCUGACUCCAGAGGUCUCAAAAGGUGCUGGUGUCAUCAUUUGAGGUGACACCCAUUUCACAAAGUUGGGCAAGCUCUCAAGGGCCCUCAUUGCUUAGCUGCGAUCGAGGGCUGAGUUCAGUCCAGCAAACUAUUAGACAAGCAGUCAUUGGGGAAGGUGGUCUGAUAAGUGAGAGCUGUGAGGCCAAUUAAAUACUGCACAUGAUCCAGGCCACGUGAUCAACAACAACAACAAAAAAAACAACACACUAGAAACAACACACUGGGCAAAACAAAACAGGAUACACAAAUGCUGUAUAGCCCUAUUUUGUCUUCUCUGUCUAUUCAAACUAUUGUAGUUUGAAAUUUUUAUAGUCCCCAUAUAAACAUCAGCAUGUCGCUUUUUUCAUAGCGCAAAUCAUGAUGUAAAUAUUUUUACUUGCAGCUUCUGUCACCAGCCGAAUCAUAAGUUUUUAGAAAACUUCAAAAUCAACAGUUAUAAUUUAAGCUGAUUUAUGGUUCAUGUACAGUACAGAUCACUUGCUCACAUGCUGUCUAAUAUGCUUUUUUAUGCAAAGAGCAACUUCAUUUCAAUCUAAACCUAUUUAUUAGAUUCUAAAUAUAAGCUUAGGCCAUUAAUAUCACUGGAGACCCAAGACUGUCCUGCAAAUACAUUUUUUGCAAGCUGAUGCAACACACAUUUACUUGACUUUAGAACGUUAUCUUCAAUAUCUGACCACUGUUUGUGAUAAAACCCCUCGGCAAUUUCUUAAAUUAGGUCAGGUGUGCAAAAUUAAUAAUCGCUAACAUGUCAUACAUUGUUUCCCAGAGAUGGGUUGCGGCUGGAAGCGCAUCCGCUGCGUAAAAACGUGCUGGAUAAGUUGGCAGUUCAUUCCGCUGUGGAGACCCCGAAUUAAUAGAGGGACUAAGCCGAAAAUAAAAAGAAUGAAUGAAUGUCAUAUGUUGUAUAUUAAAACAACUCCUCAAUAUACUGUAUAUACAGUGUACUUAUUUGAAGAAAUGGUCUUUUUGGCAUGUUUAUUUAAUUUGUGGCAUGCAGAAAUUCAUUUGUUAAUCAGAUCAUAUUUUUAUAACUCACUCUUCUUCUCGUGACAUUUUUGUUCUCCUGUCUCAGUGUUACUGCAGAGUGUAAAUUCAUCUGAAAGAUGAAGCUCAUAACGGAAUAAUUUCCAUAUGGAUUUAAUGCAGUUUUGGAAGAUUUAUAUUAAUCAUUAAAUUUAAAAAAAGGAUAUUUACAUUACAGUUGCCAAAAGGGACCAGAUGAUUGUACAUAUAUGAACAACUCAAAAUACAAAAUUUUAGGGUUUUCUUUAUAUAUAGGGUUCAACAAUAAGCACUGCCCGAUGGCCUGGGGCCAGCAUGAGAGAGACUUGGGACAGUAGACAGGAUCGUUCGUGGCUCAAUCUGGCCAAUGCUGCCUUGUUACUUAAGUUUAUAUAGCCUGUGACUAUUUGUCAAUUGUGUGUGAAUAAACUCUUAGAAUCCAGAAAUAGUUAGUGCUUCUAAGCCUUUAAAUGCUACCUUCUCUGUGAAGUCAUAAUCACCAUAUUGCCUUUAUGGUUCCUCUUAUCUGAUUGGAUGUUAGCAUGUUAAUUUUUUUCUUGAAUGUUUCUCAUUAUACCUUAUUAAACUUUUUUUUAAAUAUUUAAAUUCUAGAUUCACAGACGUUAUUUUUGACACAUUAUUUUUAAAUAAGUGGCUAAGAAAUAGCUGUUAACCUUUUUUUUGGCCAGUGAAAAUUUUGCUAGGCCAAGUAAAAACUCAAUCGGGCCAGGGUUCAAUGCUAAGAAUUUUUUUCUACUGGCACGAUUGAGUUUUACUUGGCCUAGCAAAAUUUUCACUGGUUAAAAAGGUUAAUAAGGUAUAAUGAGAAACAUUCAAGAAAAAAAUAACAUGCUAACAUCCAAUCAGAUAAGGGGAACCAUAAAAGCAAUAUGAUGAUUAUGACUUCACAGAGAAGGUAGCAUUUAAAGGCUUAAAAGCACUUAAAAAUAAAAUUUAUGUUAAGCUUACAUGCUAACUUUUAAGCUACACUAAAAUGUUUGACAUGUAUUCCUUGCUGUCAUUGGGCUUUAUGGUUGUGUUAUAAUGAACUCGAUAUAGGUUGUUUGUAUUUCUAACAUAAUUAACAGAAAUCUAUUGUGUAUAUAUUCUUUAUAACAGUAAUAGCAAUUUACUGUUUUGCACCAUGAGCCUUCACUUUGAAUGCCUUUUCAUAAUUCUGUGUUUACUAUGGUAAAAGUAUCUCAACAGUACUGUAACGUUUUACAAUUUUUGGACUGUAUUAUUGUAAUGUAACAAACACUUUUAGCAACGCAUGCAUGUAUUGUGAAUGAAUAAAACGUGCACUGCAAGGAUGGUAUAUUAUGCAUUGUGGUUUGGAAAUAAAGGUUCAGUAAUUCUUGAAACCUAAAUCUGAGUG
Molecule: messenger RNA, 4657 nt
Organism: Danio aesculapii
Lineage: Eukaryota; Metazoa; Chordata; Actinopteri; Cypriniformes; Danionidae
Exons: 7
Coding region: 319-1812 (497 amino acids)
Source: RefSeq, a predicted model, not a curated record